This is a messenger RNA of Dioscorea cayenensis subsp. rotundata (Guinea yam), 2288 nucleotides long. RefSeq names its product probable potassium transporter 17. Gene Ontology annotation, molecular function: potassium ion transmembrane transporter activity. Gene Ontology annotation, cellular component: membrane. The record is from RefSeq and is a predicted model, not a curated record. Gene Ontology annotation, biological process: potassium ion transmembrane transport. The coding region runs from base 8 to 2104 and encodes 698 amino acids. NCBI's taxonomy places the organism in Eukaryota, Viridiplantae, Streptophyta, Magnoliopsida, Dioscoreales, Dioscoreaceae. The transcript is spliced from 8 exons.
UUCAAACAUGGACAUGGAUGUUGAAUUAGGAGACCAUGUGGAGGACAACAAACAUAAGAAUGUUGUUGUUGGGUGGAGGAACAUCAUUCUUGCAUACAAAACACUUGGUGUUGUGUUUGGUGGUCUGGCCACAUCUCCUUUGUAUGUAUUCAAUGCAUUGAACUUCAAAGCUCCCACUGAAGAUGACUUCCUGGGGAUCUUCAGUAUUAUGUUUUGGACACUAACUAUGAUUGGAUUUGUCAAGUAUGUCUGUAUUGCUCUUAACGCUGAUGACAAUGGUGAAGGGGGAACAUUUGCUCUGUACUCAUUGCUUUGCAAGAAUGCAAAUAUUGGUAUUCUUAAACCGAAAAACACUGAUUCGAAAACACUGCCAGACAACUCUCGGAACAUUGAGUCGAAAAGUUGGCUACAAACAUUCAUUGAGGAAAAUCUGAUUUUUCAAAGAGUAUUGCUUUUUAUUGCAAUCUUAGGAAUGUGCAUGCUCAUUGGUGAUGGCAUCCUCACACCUGCAAUUUCAGUGUUAUCAGCAGUUGAUGGACUCAGAGGACCUUUACCUUCAGUUAGUAAAUCUGCUGUGGAAGGGUUGUCUGCCGGAAUUUUAAUCGCGUUGUUUAUGUUGCAAAAAUAUGGUACUUCUAAAGUGAGUUUCCUCUUUUCACCGAUCAUGGCGGCAUGGACUCUCUCCACUCCGAUGGUAGGUGUUUACAGCUUUUGCCGAUACAAUCCAACCGUGUUCAAAGCAAUGUCACCACAUUAUAUUGUUGAUUUCUUCAUACGAAAUGGAAAAACAGGGUGGCAUUUGCUUGGUGGCACUGUCCUUGUGAUUACAGGUGCAGAGGCAAUGUUUGCAGAUCUUGGCCAUUUUAAUAAGCGAGCAAUUCAGAUAGCUUUCCUUUGUGGUGUGUAUCCUUCACUGGUCCUAACAUAUGCAGGACAAACAGCUUAUCUGAUGAAACACCUCAAUGACUACACUGAUGGAUUUUACAAGUUCAUACCAACUCCGGUCUAUUGGCCAAUGUUCAUAAUUGCAACACUUACAGCGAUCGUUGCUAGUCAAUCAUUGAUUUCUGCCGCAUUUUCUGUCAUCAAACAAUCAGUAGCUCUGGAUUACUUCCCACGAGUUAAAAUAGUUCACACUUCGAAACACAAUGAAGGUGCAGUAUAUUCCCCGGAGACGAAUUACAUCCUAAUGGUUCUUUGUGUUUCUGUCAUUCUAGGCUUCGGUAGUGGAAAAGAAAUCGGAAAUGCCUUUGGUCUAGUGGUUAUCUUUGUCAUGUUCAUCACAACAAUAUUGCUAACUUUGGUGAUGAUCAUCAUUUGGAGAACACCAAUAAUUUUUGCCUUAUUAUACUUCGUAUCAUUCUCAAUUCUAGAGGGAGUCUACAUAAGUUCAGUGCUCAUAAAAUUCACUGAAGGUGGAUGGCUUCCUUUCGCUAUUUCAAUGGUCUUAGCAAUCAUAAUGUUCGGAUGGUACUAUGGAAGACAAAGAAAAUUAGACUAUGAAAGAACAAACAAAAUAACAGUAGACCACCUCAGUGUUCUCUUAUCAAACUCAGAGGUUCAAAGAGUUCCAGGGAUGUGUUUCUUUUACAGCAACAUAGAAGAUGGUCUAACUCCUCUGCUUGGACACUACAUCAAGAAUGGUCACUCAUUGCACAAUGUAGCAAUAAUUGCAACAUUGAAGUGUUUGUUGAUAGCUCAUGUGGAUUCAAGUGAGAGGUUUAGUGUGAAAAAGCUGGGAAUUCCUGGUGUUUAUGGGUGUAUAGUUAAGUAUGGAUAUGCUGAUUUACUUGACAUGCUUGAAGGAGAUGAUUUUGUUACUGCUGUUACAAAGAUCUUGAAAACAUGCAUUGAGGAGAACACUGAUCAGUUGCCAAUUUCAUCAAUUGAAGAAGAGAUUUUACAAUUGGAACAGGCUAAAUCAGUAGGUACAGUGCAUGUUCAAGGGAAGGCAAAGUUUCAUGUGAGUGAAGAUAAUAGCUGGUUCGACAAACUGGUUUUGGGAUUGUAUGAGUUUCUGCAUAAAAACUGUAGGUCUGCGCUGCCUGCUCUAUGGUUUCCGCUUAACCAGAGGAUGGAGAUUGGCAUGCUCUACAAGAUUUGAGGAAAGCCUUAAGCAUCUAAUGACUCAUGCAUUGUUAAUUAGCUUUCUUGGAGGAUCAGUACUUAAGUUUGGUUUGCUUUCAGUUUUAUUUUGUGUUUGAAAUUAGAUAAACAAAUAGUAGGUGAGCUCUCAGUGAUCAUGGAUGUAUGAAUCAAUUUAAUCAGUGAUUAAUGUCAGUUCUAGA